UGGUUGAUUUUUUGCACACACGUAAGAAUCCUGUUGUAUUUUAAAAUUAAUGUAUUUUAAAAUUAAAAUACUGUAGCUGCUACCAAACCAAGUAGGAUAUUUUCCAUAUCACUUCCUUGUAAAUAAAUUUAUUUCCUAGUUUAUUGAAUUUAAAGAAAAGCAAAUAUUUUCUUAAAAACGUUAUUUCAGUUGUAGCUAUUUGUUCCAGUUAAAAAUGUAUAUUGGAUGCAGUGUAAUAGUUUAAAUAUGCAACAUUUGCACUUCUAACACCAGCUUUAAAUGAUAGAAGUGUUGUAUAUAUAUAUAUAUAUAUUAUAUGGUGUGUAUAUAUUUUUUAUUGAUGCAUUUCAUUAAACGCUAUAAUAAUUAAAUGUACCCAUGUAUGAACCAAAGUUGCAUGAGCUAAUAAAUAUUUGCAUACAGAACAUGAACUUAAGCUUUGUAUAAUACUGACAUACGCAAACAUAUACAUUAUAUUACAUUUAGGGAUACAUGCUGUCUAUGUUAUUGUUUUGCUGUUAACUUAGAUCCUGUUUGUUAUACAGUUUGAAAAGUGAAAUACUUAUUUGUGCAAUGUGUAGAAGAAAUAUUUCUUACAUCUAUUAUAUAUUAUAUUUUUAUUUAUAUUGGUUAUAUUUUUACUUAAAUUAUAAUAUCCUUUGCAGGUGCAGAGAAAUGUCUACCGGUGACAUCAAAAACAACCUACGAAAACUCAAGAAUGAGCUCAAAAAAGCGCACUACGCGGAAGUGUUAGAUUUGGAAAACAUGGUUGUUGGUGUCACAACUGCUUGGUUACCUGUUCUUCAUUAUUUAUUUGCAGAAUAUUCUAUUGAACUAACAUCUUAUUUUUCAAGCAAAGGUUAUGAGUUCUAUGGAAAAAGUGAUUUGAGAUUCCUUGAAGUUGUAUACAAGAUUUUAAUUCAGGAAUUUGGUGUUAAACCAAUGUUGACCAAGGAGCAGUUUUUCACCAUUGGCUAUGCUGAAGUUAAAGUCAUCUUUGUAACGAAGAUUGUUACCCUAUGCGUAAAGAAAAAUGAAGAAAUUUUGUUGAAAAUUGGCAAAAAGAAGCCAAGAAAAAGUAAAAUUACUACUAAAAGCAACAUUGUUUUGAAUCAUGUUACUAAUAAAGGCUCUGAUGUGCAAUGUAUUGAUCUCACCACCACAGAAAAAACAUCCAAUUUAAACACAGUGUAUGAUCCUAGACUUAAGCAGCAGCCAACACUGCCUCUCCCUAAUCCAGAUUUAGCCUUGACCCCAAUGAAAUCAAUUUCAAAACAAGUGAAAAAUUCAAAUGAGAAUAAUAGUAAACAAUUUUUUUGUGAUGAUUUACUAGAUGUGACUGAGCUAGAACCGGAUGAUCUUUCUAGUUCUGUUGUUGAAAUUGUAGAACCUGAAGAAAAUCAGCUACCAAAGUUUACCAUUACAAAACAUGAUGAUGUUGAUUUCAAAGUUGUAUCCUCUGGUAAUGCACCAAAUCACCAACUACCAGAAAUAGAAUUUUCAUUGCCAAAAUAUACUGGGUCCCCAAGAGAAAUGAAAGUAAAAGUAGAGCCUUGUCACAUGAAGUGCUGCUCUUGUGACGCCAAUGCCAGUCUUAUGGAUAAGUUGAUGAAACGAAUGGCAAACAUGGAAAAAAACUUUCAUGAUUUGCUAACUGUUAACAGUGAAUUAUCAGCAAGGUUGAUUUUAAUGGAAACAAAAGUCAAGAUGAUGGAAAGUUCAUUGAAAGAACCUCAACAAGAGAAGCAAGAGCUGCAGAAAGAAAGUGAAGAAGAAAGCAACAAGUCCCAAAAAAAUGACGAACCCGCUUUAUCAGUUUAUAAAUCACAGAAAAAAGAAUAUUCGCCAGUGAAAUACACAGGCGAUGAGGUUAUUAUCAAGGGUUUUAAACCGAUACGUUUGAGUGAUGUUUGCAAUUUGAAUGAAGAUGAUGCUCUUUCUUACAACAAAGAAAAUAUUUCUAUUAGACAUGCAGAAUUUGCUGGUAACAUUGGAAAUGGUGAUAACUUGAAUGAUUUCCAUGAUAGUAUAUUGCAGGAUUUGUUAAAUGUCAGUCAUGGUUUCAAUGCAAACACCAAACAAACCAUUCACAAUGUAAAGCAGCAGCUGAUGGAAACUGAGCGUCUAUUACAAAAUGGAACUACUCAUGUGACAGGCAAAGAGAACAUUAAAUAAAUGUUAUAUAUUACUAUAACUUCUAUUUAAUCAAUCUAAUGUUAUAUUUAAAAAGGUCCAAUAUAA
Molecule: messenger RNA, 2241 nt
Organism: Hydractinia symbiolongicarpus
Lineage: Eukaryota; Metazoa; Cnidaria; Hydrozoa; Anthoathecata; Hydractiniidae
Product: centrosomal protein of 44 kDa-like
Exons: 1
Coding region: 574-2175 (533 amino acids)
Cellular component (GO): centrosome; spindle pole
Source: RefSeq, a predicted model, not a curated record